Messenger RNA from Rotaria sordida, 2058 nucleotides. The record is from the annotation of a GenBank genome assembly. Lineage: Eukaryota; Metazoa; Rotifera; Eurotatoria; Philodinida; Philodinidae.
AUGCCGACAAUCUAUACAUCAAUUACAUCGAGCGUUAUACAAGUUCAUAACGAAACUAAUGUAAAACCUCGUAUUCAAACAAACAAUAGUCUUAAAACAAUGAUAAAUCGUCAGACUACUACACGAUCACUAUACAGAACAUUUGCGACUUACACACCACUAUCUAAACGCCCAAGUACUGUGGCAAUUGUUUUUAUAGUUUUGGGUGUUAUUGCAUUUUGUAUAUUUUUAUGUGUUUUAAUCUACUACAUUUAUCAACGAUGGAGACGUCGUAAGUUUUGUAAAUCACCACCCGUAAAGCCAAAACCUCCACCUACACCCGCUGUUCCACUUGUAGAUUUAAGAAAAUAUCCGGCUAAACCUAUCGCACGAGUCCCACCAUACAAUAAUACAAUUGCAGAUAAUUUCUCUAUCUUGCGUUCAACAUCCACAUGUGUCGAACUGACUUGUAAUAAUGGUCGUUGUAUUGAAACAACUCAAGGAGCUAACUGCAUCUGUGAUGAAGGUUUUAUUGGUACGAAUUGCAAUCAACAAGCUUCAGAUUUCUAUCGUCGAACUCAACUUAUACCUGGACUUGCUGAUCCAGACAUUCUAGCGAUAAACGACGACUUAUUUUACUUAACGGGUACUUCCAAUGCUAUGAGUUUACCAAUCUUUCAGUCUACUGAUCUGAUUAAUUUUCAUCUCAAAAUUACAUAUGAUCCUUCGAUUUCCGAUUCUAUGUAUAAUUACUGUUUUAUUUGGGCGCCUGAUCUUUCGAAACGUGAUGGCGGUUACGAUUUAUACUUUUCUGCUCAACGUGUAUCGAAAGGUGCACCUUGUCCAGCAAACGGACAAGAUGUUACUACGUUCUUUGCAAGAGCAUCUGACGAUAAUCUUAUCUUUAGUACACCGGUACUUGUGGAUUUUGGGAUUGGAGCUCCAAAAGGAAGAAUUGCUGCAGGUUGUAAUAGUGAUGGAUGUUUGAAGACGGUUCGAAUCGAUUCUGCUGUUGUUGGACCUGAGAAUAAUCGUUGGUUUUUUUAUGUAUGGUUCUCAAAUGGAAAUAAUAUAGCUUCAUUCCAAUUUGCUUCACCAACUAAUUUGAUUGCAAAUGCUGGACCCGCUUCUUUUUCUAUUCCUGCUAGUGAAGAAAAAAUCAACGAAGCACCUGAAGUAUUCUGGCAUGCAGGACAAUAUUAUCUCUUCAUUAGUACAGCAUUCUUCGAUAGUCAAUAUGCAAUGUCCUACGUGAUGGCACCAACUAUUCCCGAUCUAACACGCAAACGUGCAGUACGUAUUCAUUCGAUUGCACAACGAAAUUCAGCCGGAAAGUUAGUUCAAAGUCAUGGACAUAAUUCCAUAGUUGUGAGACGUGGUCAAUUCUUUAAUGUAUUUCAUCAAGGCAUUUUUGAUAGUGCAGGACGUCUAAUUGAAAGAAGUACUUUUAAGCAACGUCUCGCUUUUCGACCAGAUGGAUCACUAUAUACAUUGAACACGAUCGACAUCCGUUGGACACAACUUCCUUUAUACCAAUAUUCCGUCGAUGUAGUAAAGAAGGAUGGAUCUUCAGUUGGUCCAUGUAUUAGUGUAGUUCGCAUUGGAGCAACACUAGAAACAACAUAUGUUGGUAUAUGUCCGGAUAGCGGUAAUCAACUAGUAGAUAAAGGUGAUAUUGCUGCGUUCAGAUUAUUUUAUUCCAGGAAUAAUAUAUGGAGAGAUUUUGUUGAAGUAAAAUAUGAUGGAGUGUCGGAUCAAUUAGCCGUCUAUCUACCAGGUGGUAUUACAAAACAAAUAGCUCUUCGUUGGAAUGAACGUAUAACAGGUACAAGAUAUUCUCUCGAUGUUCGACGUCGUGAUGGAACUUGGGUUGCUCCUUGCGUUGGUGAUCGAACUAUCGGUAACAAUAUUGAAUACGUGUUCAAUGGUAAUUGUCAAACAGCUCAAAUUUUUAUCGAACCUGCUGAUAUUUCAUAUAUUCGCAUAUGUUCUGCUAUUAAUGAUGACUGGGCAAGAGCAAUCUGUAGUGGUGUAGAAUAUGAUGGAAAGAUGAUCUAUGUAUCCAUUACUAUUCCAUAA